Xiphias gladius (swordfish) is the source of this 2410-nucleotide messenger RNA. RefSeq names its product high affinity choline transporter 1-like. Gene Ontology annotation, biological process: transmembrane transport; choline transport; acetylcholine biosynthetic process. NCBI's taxonomy places the organism in Eukaryota, Metazoa, Chordata, Actinopteri, Istiophoriformes, Xiphiidae. The transcript is spliced from 9 exons. The coding region runs from base 84 to 1721 and encodes 545 amino acids. Gene Ontology annotation, cellular component: plasma membrane. The record is from RefSeq and is a predicted model, not a curated record. Gene Ontology annotation, molecular function: choline:sodium symporter activity.
GAGCGUUACACAGUAUAGCACCGUGCCUCAGCGGAGGCAGCAGAUGUGUGGCGGACAGGAGUUCGAGACUGCAUAAGAUAAUCAUGGCAGUGGAUGUCCCUGGACUGGUGGCUGUGGUGGUUUUUUAUAUUGUCAUCCUGGUAAUUGGGGUCUGGGCAUCUCGAAAAUCCAAGAAAGUGGAGAAGAAAUGUGCUGGACGCAAGAGCGAAGUUACCAUUGUCGGUGGCCGCAACAUCAAUGUCCUAGUUGGGGUCUUCACCAUGACAGCCACAUGGGUUGGUGGAGGUUAUAUUAUGGGAACUGCUGAGGCUGUUUAUUCCCCUACUCAAGGUCUCAUUUGGGCUAUGGGGCCUCCUGCGUAUCUUGCCAAUUUUGUUUUGGGAGGAUUGUUUUUUGCGAAACCUAUGAGGUCAAAGCGCUACGUGACCAUGUUGGAUCCGUUUCAGCAUCGUUAUGGCAACAUGUUCACCACGACCUUACUGCUUCCUGCUUUGGUCAGUGAUAUUUUAUGGGUUGCCUGCAUCCUUGCUGCUCUGGGAGGAACGAUGAGCAUAAUUCUGGGGUUGUCGUCUGCCCUCUCCAUCGUUAUAUCGGCAGCUGUCUCCAUCAUCUAUACAUUUCUAGGGGGUCUCUACUCUGUUGCAUAUACUGAUAUCAUCCAGCUUUCCUUCAUCUUUGUCAGCAUGUGGCUCUGUAUUCCCUUUAUGAUACUCAGUCCUGCAGUUUCUGACUUCUCACAAACAACCCACCUUAACCAAACAAGUGGCAACUCGUGGAUAGGAGAGCUGAAGCUGAUGGAUGCGGGGAAAUGGGCGGAUGAGAUGCUGUUAUUGGCUUUAGGGGGACUGGCCUAUCAAGCUCUAUACCAGAGGAUCCUCUCUGCAUCCUCCUCUGCUCAGGCUCAGGUCACCUGUUUUGCUGCUGCUGGGACAGUUUUUAUUAUGGGAAUCCCCUCAUUGGUCAUUGGAGCAGUGGCUGCCUCUGCAGACUGGAACCAGACAGCGUAUGGUCUACCCCCUCCUUUCGAACGAGGGGAGGCAGGGAAGAUCCUGCCGCUGGCCCUGCAGUACCUCACACCCACCUGGGUAUCAGUGUUAGGCAUUGGUUCUGUGGCUGCAGCAGUUAUGUCCUCCAUGGACUCUGUGCUGCUGUCCUCAGCAUCCAUGUUUACACAAAACAUUUACAAGACGACUUUGAGGAAGCAGGCCUCGGAGCGGGAGCUGCAGUGGGUGAUCCGUGUUAGCGUGCUGCUGGUGGGCCUGGCAGGAACAUGCCUGGCCUUUGGUGAUGACAGUGUGUUUUCCUUCUGGCUAGUGAGCGGGGACCUCCUCUACUGCGUGAUCUUCCCACAGCUCGUCUGCGUGCUGCACCUCCGCUAUGCUAAUAUCUACGGUGCUAUCAGCGGCUACAUCGUUGGGCUUCUGCUGCGUGGGCUGAGCGGGGAGCCAUUGCUCGGGAUCCCUCCUCUCCUCCUGUAUCCUGGCUGGAGGGAGGAGAACGGAGUUAUCACACAGUACUUUCCCUACAGGACUCUGGCCAUGCUUUCUUCUGCGAUAUGUAUUAUUACAGUGUCCUGGCUGGUGGAGCUAGGCUUCUGUCGCCAACUAUUUCCUCAGUCCUGGGAUUUACUGGGGGUUUUUGAAGAGAAAAAAGAACCAGAGGCGGGGGAAGUACCUGUACCUCGUGAGGAGAAUAACAGUAUCCUCAAUACAAAAUUUUAGGCUUAACUUCAGUACAACCUCAGCCAAAGUAUACCCAAACCUGUUUUUAUGCAAAUUCCUACCAAUCUCAUCCUCACCUCAUCUCUUUAUUCACAAUCUUACAUGCACUGUAUACCACAUGUGUUUAUAUAUGCUUUACAUGCACCAAACUGAUUCAGGGAGGGAGUUGAGACUUGGUGGGUUUAACAGAACAGGAUUAAGGCCGCAUAUGAAGAGCUUGGAAUUCUGGUCUUAGUGUCAGAAUUCAUUUUAUUGGCCUGGUCGUAAUCCUCUUAAAGUGACCCUCUUUCCUUGGUUGUUCAUCACAGGUAACACAAAAAUUUCCAUAGUUUCUCAAUUUAGUGUUCUACACUCAAACCUUUUCAGUACGUUAAAAUCUUCCCAGAUGGUGUUCUUUAAUUUGUGUAAUCGUUAACCAUUGUCAUACGUUCUCAGAAGUGGUUUUUCCUCCGUGCAUUUAAUAAGCAAUCAUGGGACAAUGCUUGAAUGCUAUUGGAGAUGCAAUAUUUGAGACGUUGGGGCCGAGUGUUCCUCAGAAACAAACAGUCUAGCAGGAGGUAGAAGUGUUCACUAUAAUUUUACUUUUUAAAGGACGGUCAAUGAAGGACCAUCAAGAUAUACAAUUGUGCUUAUUGUUUUUAGAUGGUUUGUGAUUGCAAGUGUUCAUAAAAAAAGAUAUAUGUCUCUGA